AUGGCAACGAAUGACAAUCAAGAAGUGCAAUCGGCUUCAGAUAGCAAUCAUCAACUUACUGCAGAUGGGAAAAAUGCACAAAUGAUAAUUUGUCCAAACUGCCGGUGUAAAAUUCUAUUAAAGAAAACAGCGGAAUUAGUCAAUACUGAUAUUUUUUUACCGUACAUGAGGGUAAAGAAAAAUACUAGCAACCAAGAAUCAGGUCAAGUGGAUGGUGAACAGCUCAGUCAAUUUUGGAAAGUGGACAAUAUGUUCACUUUUGAAAACGUUGGUUUCACAAAGACAGUCGGGUCUAGCAUUAAAUAUUUGAUAUGUGCAGAUUGCGAGAUAGGCCCUAUCGGUUGGCACGAUAUCAACGAUAAAACAACCUUUUUAAUUGCUACACAACGUAUUCAUUAUUCCGACUAA
Trichoplax adhaerens is the source of this 408-nucleotide messenger RNA. RefSeq lists its product as uncharacterized. The transcript has 2 exons. Gene Ontology annotation, molecular function: guanyl-nucleotide exchange factor activity; zinc ion binding. Bases 1 to 408 code for a protein of 135 amino acids. Lineage: Eukaryota; Metazoa; Placozoa; Uniplacotomia; Trichoplacea; Trichoplacidae. The record is from RefSeq and is a predicted model, not a curated record. Gene Ontology annotation, cellular component: membrane; cytosol. Gene Ontology annotation, biological process: small GTPase-mediated signal transduction; post-Golgi vesicle-mediated transport.